Messenger RNA from Cuscuta epithymum, 1331 nucleotides. The record is from the annotation of a GenBank genome assembly. Lineage: Eukaryota; Viridiplantae; Streptophyta; Magnoliopsida; Solanales; Convolvulaceae.
CUACUGCUUCCAACAAUCUCAAAACAAGGAACUACUUCUCCAUAGAAAAAGCUACGUUGCAAUACACAAACACAAAAAUUAAAUAUUACAUUUCAGAUUUUCCAUAUAAUAUAACUCCAAUGAUGUUCUUACGAUUCUCUCUAAUAAUAUAUCUUGCUGGAUUACAAACUUUGCUUAUAUCCUCGUAGUUCUGUGCCCGGCUAAUCGCCGAAGGGCUCGUUAUAUCCUGGGGGAAGAUUUCCGGCUACCGGAAAUACUUUCUUGAGGACAUCGUCUGACGCGUCUCGAGCCAUUGCCUUUCUUGUUAUUUUCGUGUGCAGGUAUUGCCAUUAAUUCACUGCAUUGAGGGUGCAGUUCGGUGACAAAAGACUGACUGAAAACGACGAAGAAGGAACUAGCUUCUGGAAGAAAGCAGAAGAGGACGACAACCAGACCCGGACUUGCUGUUGGAAGUUUCUGGAGUGGAAGAAGAAGAAGCGGUUUGUCGGAAGACGUCAGCCAAUUCAGGUAUUAUCACAUGGCACAUUUGGAAGACCUAUUCGGAGCUAAUUUGGGGAAAUCUUACUAAAGCCCCUUCCACUGAAGACCUAAUCUGGAAGAUUAAACUUUAUACCCAAAAUUGGGUUCUAAGUUUCAAUCAUUCUAAGCUGCGAUUUUCUACAGGCGUUCUAACUGAAGAAAAGCUUGUUCCUGUCAACUAUCACAUUUCCCAAAAGCUUUACAAUCCAGUUCGUUGGGUGAAGCCAAAACAGGGGUUGAAAUUGAAUGUAGACGCUGCUUACAUACCUGGCCAAGCAUAUGGAGGUGCGAUUUUGAGAAAUAUUGAUGGUAGGAUGGUCUGUGCUACUGCUUUUCCUCUCGAGGCUCUAUCCAGUUUGGAAGCGGAGCUAAUGGCGCUGAUAAAGGCGACGACUUGGGCGAUUCACAAUGGUUAUGAUGGGUUUCAGGUAGAGUGUGAUGCUGAUGAGGCUCUCGACUAUAUCUCAGGUAGGAAAUUUGGCAGAUGGAAGGAAGAUAUUGUUCGAUUCAGGGAGAUCUCUUUUAGGAAAGGUAUUUCCUUCAGACAUGUUUUACGGGAAGGUAAUGAACCGGCACAUUUGCUUGCGGGCUUCUCUCCGGCCCAUUUGACCAUUUGGACUGAUGUUAAGCUUCUCCCCAGUCCGAUUAGAACUGCUAUUCUUCUGGACUUUUUUAAUUUUCCAUCUUUUAGAUGGCGUGUUUAAUUUGUUUUUUAUUAUUAUUUUGAUUUGUUGGGAGAGGUUUUGGUAUAGUCCCCCUUUCUUUUUGUUCGCCCUCUCUUAUUAAUAAAAUACUGGCAAUUGACCCCCGGC